Messenger RNA from Pleuronectes platessa (European plaice), 336 nucleotides. RefSeq names its product insulin-like. The transcript has 2 exons. Gene Ontology annotation, cellular component: extracellular region. Gene Ontology annotation, molecular function: hormone activity. The record is from RefSeq and is a predicted model, not a curated record. The coding region runs from base 1 to 336 and encodes 111 amino acids. NCBI's taxonomy places the organism in Eukaryota, Metazoa, Chordata, Actinopteri, Pleuronectiformes, Pleuronectidae.
AUGGCCAGGGUAGCAUGUGCGGUGUCCUUGAUGCUGCUGCUUGUGCUCUACUCCCGCGGGGUGUCCUCAGCCCCCGCCCAGCACCUGUGUGGCUCCUACCUGGUGGACGCCCUCUACUUUGUGUGUGGGGAACGGGGUUUUUUCUUCAGUCCAAACCGACUCUACAGGCGGGAUCUGGAAGAUCUGCUCGGCUUCCUGUCAAAAAGAUCCAAACAAGAGCACCAGCCGCAGAGGGCUCUGUCUGGCCACAUUGAGCCCAAGGUGAAGAGAGGCAUCGUGGAGCAAUGCUGUCAUAAGCCAUGCAGCAUUCACCACCUUGAAGGCUACUGCAACUGA